ACCACGCGGAUGCCGCCCUAUAUUAGGAGGCAGCGGCCUGGCUUGCUCAAUUUUUCCGGCCUCCUCUUCCUCGCGCGGAGAGGUAAGAUGGCCCGUACCAAGCAAACCGCUCGCAAGUCCACGGGAGGGAAGGCUCCCAGGAAGCAGCUUGCAACUAAGGCUGCCCGUAAGUCAGCCCCGACCACUGGAGGAGUGAAGAAGCCCCACCGCUACCGCCCUGGAACUGUUGCCCUCCGUGAGAUCCGCAAGUACCAGAAGAGCACUGAGCUGUUGAUCAGGAAGCUGCCCUUCCAGAGGCUUGUUAGGGAAAUUGCACAGGACUUCAAGACUGAUCUGCGUUUCCAGAGCCAUGCCGUGCUUGCCCUCCAGGAGGCUGCCGAGGCCUACCUAGUUGGUCUGUUUGAGGACACCAACCUGUGCGCCAUCCAUGCUAAGCGUGUGACCAUCAUGCCCAAAGACAUCCAGCUGGCCAGGAGGAUCCGUGGCGAGAGGGCGUAAUCCUCUCAAUCAUGACAAUUAAAGUCUCGUGUCGUCGUAGUGGUUUAAUUUGGUGCCAUGUUCAGGACAUCUGAGUAGGGCUUGUUUUGUGGAUCAUAAGUUUCUCUUCUUCUGCACUAUAUGUUGCUACUACCUUUGGUGGUGGUAUUACUAGGGUCGUCGAAUACUUAAAUUGCCUCGUCUAGUGUUGUUACCGCGUUGACAGUUGACAUUUGUGUGCUAUGCUGCUGCUGACUAGCACUGCUGUUUGUGCGCUGCUGGAUUGUAAGCUUCAUCGCUGUGGGUGAUCCGUUCGUUAAUGUCAUGCAUCGUGUUACAGUUCGUGUACA
This is a messenger RNA of Panicum hallii, 827 nucleotides long. RefSeq names its product histone H3.3-like. The transcript is spliced from 5 exons. Gene Ontology annotation, molecular function: protein heterodimerization activity; DNA binding; structural constituent of chromatin. Gene Ontology annotation, cellular component: nucleosome. Bases 10 to 498 code for a protein of 162 amino acids. Lineage: Eukaryota; Viridiplantae; Streptophyta; Magnoliopsida; Poales; Poaceae. The record is from RefSeq and is a predicted model, not a curated record.